CAGCAAACAAUCGGGUCGCGUUUGGGUCCAAAUGGGUCGAACCGACUGUCAUCGUGUGGGAAGCAUCCGAUUUUGUGAGUGUGUGCGUUUGCGGUGUGUUUGGUUCAUAAGUGCUGUCAAAUAUCCAAUGUUUGGUUUGGUUCGCAUUGAAGAAGUAUUGUCAAACCGUUAACUUCGUUAUUACAGUUGAUUAUUCUGCAGUGAAAACAUUAUUAAUUCAAGCCAUGUAUCCGAAGAAGAUGCGAAAAACUGGAUUGUUUUACAGAAUCCGUGAUAAACGACGCGCUCUGUUUCAACAACAAUGGCGAGAAGAACAUGGGGAAACUAGUUCAGCAAAUGCUUCCUCAUCUGUUAACGAAGAUGAAAUAAAUAUCAUCUUGGACAACGUUGAGUCUCAAUCUACACCGUAUAGUGAAAGUGAUUGUGAUAUUGGCAGUUCCGACGAUAACGCAGAAGAACUUGCAGAAUCGGAUGAUUCGUAUGAAUCAUUUGGUGAAGAUUCUAGCGAUGGAGAUAUAUAUGUAGAAGGACGAUCUUUCGAAGAUAAACUUCGCAUUUGGGCGCUAUUGACCAAUCAAACUCAUCGUGCCUUAAACAUGCUGCUGACGAUACUACGUGAGGAUACAUCUUUUAUGAUACCGAAAGAUGCGCGGACGCUGCUUAAAACUCCAGUUUCCAAUGAGAAUAAUAGUAUAACUACCAUUGUUGGUGGUCAGUUAUGGUAUCAGGGCAUCGCCAGUAGUUUGCAGCAUCAGUUCAGUAAAACAACGCCAAAUGUUGAAACACUCUGGCUAGAUUUCUUCGUUGACGGAAUUCCACUGCAUAGAAGCGGAGUGACUGAAUUUUGGCCAAUAUUAAUGAAAGUGUUCGGGUUAGCUAUAGACCAAGUGCUGGUCGUCGCAGUUUAUUGUGGUGAUUCCAAACCAAUGUUAGUCGAGGAAUAUCUUAGACCCAUGGUGACAGAAUUAAAUCACUUACAACAAAACGGCAUACUGAUUAACGGUUCAACGUUUCAAGUGUCUUUGCGGGCCAUAAUUGCGGAUACUCCAGCUCGUUGCUUAAUUAAAGGAGUCAAAUCGUGCAACUCCGCUAGUGGCUGCUUGAAAUGUAAUGUGAAAGUAGUGCGAGAUCCGGAAACCCGUCGAGCCUAUUACGAUGGCAUAAACGGGGAACCAAGAACAGAUGAACUGUUCAGAGCCAAUGCCUAUCCCACGCAUUAUAAAAAUCCAACGCCACUUACAGAUGUAAUCAAUUUUGAUAUGAUUAAGGACAUUCCUGUAGCUGAUGAAUUACAUUUAUUAUACCUGGGUGUAAUGCGCAAAAUACUUUUAAUUUAUAUGGGCAAGUUAGGAAAACAGUCAAAGUUUUCACCAAAAGCCAUAGAAGAAAUUUCUACAACCUUGCGACUGCUUAAGUUGCCCAGUGAAAUUCCUCGAAGGAUGCGUGGUUUAAAUUGUAUAAAAGUAUGGAAAGGAACAGAAUUUCAGAGCUUUCUGCUGUAUGCCAGUGUGGUAGUCCUUAAGGGUAGAAUAACUGAUGAUGCCUAUAAUCAUUUCAUGCUACUCUUUUGUGCAGUACACUUUUUUUCAUCAGCAAUUUAUGAACAUAAAUGGGAAUAUGCUGGGCAACUUUUGAAUCUUUACAUAGAAAACUUCGGGGAAGUGUACGAUAAAACACUACAAUCUAGUAAUAUUCAUAAUUUGCAUCAUGUGUAUGAAGAUGUCUGUAGAUUUGGACCAUUGUAUACAAUAUCUUCUUAUCCUUACGAAAACUUCUUGCAACACAUGAAGCGUGUAACACGAGGCAAAAAGAACUGUUUAGAGCAAAUAAGAAAUCGCACAAUAGAAUUAAGACACAUAAAUGAAGUUAAAAACCAGGAACGAUCAGCAUAUCCCCGUGUUGUACAAAAAAGGAAUGAAACAAUAACUUUCAUCAAACACAACUUUCGUCUCAGGAAAGACAAUAGGAACCAAUGGUUCAUGACAAAAUCCUACUCCGUUUUAAGCUACGAAUCAGCAAUACAGACACCUUCAGGAGUAACAAUUUAUGGAAGAAAAUUUAAAAAAUAUCACGAAUGUUUUUCCACACCUUGCAAUUCGUCAGUGUUGCAUAUGUGUGAGGCCGUUGAUAAUGAUUUAGAUAAGGAUAUCACUGCGGUUAAUAUUUCAGAAAUCAAAUGUAAACUUGCUGCUAUUUCAACGGUUAAAGAUAACCCGGUUAUAUUUAUUCCAGUUCCUGAAACAUUUAUGUUAACAGAAUAA
Anopheles funestus (African malaria mosquito) is the source of this 2261-nucleotide messenger RNA. RefSeq lists its product as uncharacterized. NCBI's taxonomy places the organism in Eukaryota, Metazoa, Arthropoda, Insecta, Diptera, Culicidae. The record is from RefSeq and is a predicted model, not a curated record. The transcript is spliced from 4 exons. Bases 225 to 2261 code for a protein of 678 amino acids.